UCCUCGUCCUGUUUCCUGUUUCCUGCAGACAUCCAGCAGCUGGUGGAGAAUAAAGAAGAAGAGGUUCCCCCUGAGCAGCAGGACUGGAGCUCCAGUCUGAACCAGGAGGACCCAGAGCCCCCUCACAUCAAAGAGGAACAGGAGGAACUCUGGACCAAUCAGGAGGGAGCGCAGCUUGAAGGUCUGGAGGAGGCUGGUAUCGGGUUCUCAUUCUCUCCUGUGAAGAGUGAAGAUGAUGAAGAGGAAGCUCAGUCCUCUCAUCUUCAUCAAAGAAUAACUGAACACAGAGAACAGAACACAGCUGAUGGAGAGGACUACAGAGGACCAGAACCGGACAGGAAGUCAGAUCCACAUACACAUCUAGAAACUAUUAAAACUGGAGACUGUUUUGAACCUGAUGGUGAUGAAACCAGAGACCCUCGGUCCGGUUCAAACCCUCUGAAUGACGGCGGUCCUGUAAGCGAUGGCAAAUCUAGUGUUGACACAAAGUCAUUUGUCUGCUGUGAAUGUGGUCGGAGGUUCGGUCGUAAGGACAGUCUGGGGAGACACAUGAGGUUCCACACGGGAGAGAAACCCUACAGCUGCUCUGCUUGCGGAAAAGGAUUUUCUCAGAGGCCAAACUUGAUUCGUCACAUGAGAUGUCACUCGGGAGAGAAACCGUUCAGCUGCUCCUUCUGCCACACAAGUUUCGCUGUGCGGAGCGCGUUGGUCAACCACAUGAGGAUCCACACCGGGGAGAAACCCUUCAGCUGCUUGUAUUGUGACAAGAGCUUCACUCAGAAGGGGGGCCUCAAAAAACACAUGACUGUCCACACAGGAGAGAAACCUUAUCGUUGUCUAGUGUGCGCGAAAAGUUUUUCCCAGAAGGCCAAUCUGACGUACCACUUCUCGCUGCACACGGGACAGAAGCAGUUCAGCUGCAGCAACUGUGACAAAAGGUUCACGUGGCAGUCGCAGGUCCGAAGCCACAAGUGUGUCGGCGAGAGCAGCGGCAGCUGAAGCGGAGCAUGGCGGUCGAAACCCAAACCCGCUGUGGAACCAGUUUCGACCAGCUGGUCCAAUAGGAGCUCUCCGUGGCUCCAGGACGAAGCGGUUGGACUCUUGUGGCUCGUUGCAGAAGCUGAUGACCCGGUGUGUUGAACACGCGUAGCCACGCCUUCAUACCACCGUCUCUAAUCCACUCUGAUGUGUUCUGUGAGUUCAUCUUAGAAACAUUGACGGAGUAGAAGAGUUUUAUUGUACUGUGUUGAAUAUUGUGACGGUUUAAAUAUUUACAGAAAUAAAUGUUAUUAAACAUG
Messenger RNA from Pseudoliparis swirei, 1298 nucleotides. RefSeq names its product zinc finger protein 135-like. The transcript has a single exon. The record is from RefSeq and is a predicted model, not a curated record. Gene Ontology annotation, molecular function: RNA polymerase II cis-regulatory region sequence-specific DNA binding; DNA-binding transcription factor activity. The annotation marks the transcript as partial. Gene Ontology annotation, biological process: regulation of transcription by RNA polymerase II. NCBI's taxonomy places the organism in Eukaryota, Metazoa, Chordata, Actinopteri, Perciformes, Liparidae.